This is a messenger RNA of Penicillium griseofulvum, 1833 nucleotides long. RefSeq lists its product as uncharacterized. Bases 1 to 1833 code for a protein of 610 amino acids. The transcript is spliced from 3 exons. NCBI's taxonomy places the organism in Eukaryota, Fungi, Ascomycota, Eurotiomycetes, Eurotiales, Aspergillaceae. The record is from RefSeq and is a predicted model, not a curated record.
AUGUCGGAUAGGGAUUUACUUGGCCGAAACAUCGAGCUACUACCGAUUCCCAGUCGUCUCAAGAGUGCAUACCAUCUCCUUCAAAGUGCGUCAUCACGAGACUCAGAUAGAAGGCCAAGAGAAAACUCAUCAGAUGAUGAGGAAACACAAAGCAACAUUAAACGAGGUCUAUCGCGUUAUGGCUCCCGAUUUGAAGGCUGGAAGUUUACCAUACUCUUGGCUUUCAUAACCUCGUUGAUUGUUCUGCUAUUCAACGUGGGAUUUCUGCUCUACACCGCUGCACAUCCCCGCCGAGACGACAUAAAGCUUUACCCUACUAAAUAUCAGAAUGCAUAUUCCCGGGGCGAGCUCCAUGGCGCAAACACUGUUUUGUACAAUUCCGCAAUCUACGAAACAACCGCAGUCUUCGCUUACGAUGUAUUCGCCGGCCCUGGGUCUCUGGCGCACAAGAAUGUGACAGACUUGUAUAUGUCAGGUUAUGUGAACCAUCGAGAAAAAGGGGAUAGCCUUGACUCCUUCCAACAUCUCUUGCACGCAGCAACGAACGGCACUCUUGACCGUCUACAAGGGACCGAAUGCUUAGAUGCAUUUGCACAGAUCUUCCAGAAAACAUACAGCAGACUCUUAAUUGUGACCGGUGAUGUUGUAAUAGCAAAUGAUUCAUACGAGCACGUCUACACAAACCCCGUAUUUAACCCGAACGAGUACGUGUCCAGCAGUACUGGUCCAUACGAUUGGCUAUGUCUCGAUUUUCCGCGGGAUCCUGGUACACGGCCUGAUUGCAACGUCAACAGUAUCCCAAAAAUUUCAACACAGAUCGCCAAGAACAACUGGACUGUGACCCACUACAAAGUUGACUACUGCCUGGCUGAGAAGCAGCAGGAACAUUGCAAGCUGCAAUACUCUCUCCCAAUAACGAUUAUUGUGAUUACGUUUAAUAUAUUCAAGGCUGGAAUCCUGUUUUAUAUGUGGUUUAAGAUACCCGAUACUGAUAUUCCGAUCUUGACUAUCGGCGAUGCCAUUGCUUCCUUCCUACGUCAACCAGACCGCUGGAUCACCGCCAACACGAUCUGUAUUUCCCUCCUCUUAUACGGACUCGCCAGGAUUGGAAAAGGGGUCGACAUCUGGAAGCAAGAACUAGGAAGCACCGUCACCGACACCCUAAUAAAAGGCCCCAAGUGGCCAGACACAUUGGAAUUGAACGUCAUCAUUGCCAACGCCCCACAACUUAUCUUUUCAUUCCUCUACUUCGCUUUCAACAGUCUAUUGACCACAAUGGCUCUCGGAGCUGAAUGGAGCGGAUAUGCCAUCCACCGUAAAGGCCUCCGCGUCUCGAACAACGCUCAACUAUCCCAGCGAAGCCAAUACUUCCUUUCUAUACCCUAUCGCUACUCAAUGCCUCUCUUAGCCGCCUCAGCCACCCUUCACUGGCUAAUAUCGCAAAGUUUGUUUACGGUCGGGAUCGAAGCGUUCGAUAGGAAAGUGCUUAGGGAUGUUAACCAAGACAUAACUACCUGCGGUUACUCGCCCAUCGCGAUAGUCAGUGCCGUCACGGUUGCAGCCUUCAUGUUCUUUUGUCUCUUGGGGCUUAGUGCCAAACCGUUUAAGACGGGAAUGCCGGUGGCGGGGAGUUGUAGCCUUGCAAUUUCUGCCGCCUGUCAUCCGGGCUUUGACCCAUACGAAAAUAGGGUCGUACACUCGGAUUAUGAGGAUGAUGAUAUGGCGCUUUUGCCUAUUAAGUGGGGAGCGGUGCCGGUCAAUGGCAGUAUCGGUCAUUGCAGCUUUACGUCAGAACAUGUUGAUAUGCCUAAGACAGGGAAGAUAUACAGAUGA